Coccomyxa subellipsoidea C-169 is the source of this 324-nucleotide messenger RNA. RefSeq lists its product as hypothetical. The record is from RefSeq and is a predicted model, not a curated record. The transcript is spliced from 2 exons. NCBI's taxonomy places the organism in Eukaryota, Viridiplantae, Chlorophyta, Trebouxiophyceae, Coccomyxaceae. The coding region runs from base 1 to 324 and encodes 107 amino acids.
AUGGAGUCGGGGCCGGCGUCGAGCACCGCACCGGAAUCGGAGCGGUUGGGGUCGACGAUGCAGGCACCGGCUGGUGAACAGCGGAUGGAAUUCACGUUGAAGCCGCGGCCUAUCCUAGAGCCGCAAGUCGGACAGAUAUAUGCAGCGUGGGUCGAGAAGAAGGGAUCGAAGACAGCGGAGGGCAAGUUGGAUGAGAGGCGGAGGGUGAAGGUGCCCUUGAAGGACUGGGUGCCGCUGGAGGGGCCAGUGUCAGCAGCUUUCCUCGUGGAGAAGGGCAGUGUGCACGUGCAGACUUGUGAGCAGUCAGCGCUGGCGCAGGCUUAA